This is a messenger RNA of Nothobranchius furzeri (turquoise killifish), 4621 nucleotides long. Lineage: Eukaryota; Metazoa; Chordata; Actinopteri; Cyprinodontiformes; Nothobranchiidae. The record is from RefSeq and is a predicted model, not a curated record.
CAUACAGGAAGUCUUGAAACUUUUUGAACACAACGUGUUAAAGUUAUUCUCCUCUCUGUGGACACGUCCGCUUCUAGUUCAUUGUUUAAAGAUGGUGUUGGUCUGACAGGACUCGAGUUGCUACAGCGACAGUAAUUAUUCUGAGUUCGUAGAUAAACCGAGGAGGAGAGAGGAAGGUGGGUGUUUGCGUCAGGCUCGCCGUUAGUUGGCAAAGACCAGACAGCUUCAGCGUUUCUCUGACAGACGGCUGGCGGGAGGACACCCUGCCUCAGCUUUAAAAUGUGGGAACAGGAUGAAUUUGCUAAACACUGGAGGAACGAGUUUCCUGAAGGAGAUGCCCCCCAAAUGGACCUAAACUCUAUAGAGGACAUCGAGACAGAGCUGGAAAAAUCAAAGUCCAAACUGAAGAGGCUCCAGAACGAGUUGGCGGAGGAGAAAUUCAAGGUGGUUUACCUGAAGACCACCAUGGAGAGACAGAAGAAGCCUCUCCUGGAGAGAGUUGAGGACAAGAACGAAAACUGUAACGCUGACAUACUUGGCUCGUUUAAGCCGCUGAGACGGGAACAUGAAGGCACCGUGGUGGAACCGGUGGGCUCGACGCUCAGCGCCCCGAGAGCUUUCAGUCCCUUCGUCCGAGAACGGAGCAGGUUCACCGGCAGGACAGGUAAGCCUGUCCCCAUCCCUGUUCCGCCGGUGAGGUUCAUCAGCAAGGCCCCGGACAUCGGGGAGGACAGCGAUAAAGACUACGAGGAUGCGGAGCUGAACGAUAAUUUUGUCAGGAAUAACUUGUUGACACCGAACACGGUGGGUCUGGACACGCAGAGGACGCCCAGCUUCAGGCGGCCUGUCCAGCACACCAAAGACUUUGACUCCGGGGACGACAGCAGACUGUCCUCGCAGGAUCAGCGGAGCGCGUCCCGGGGCUCCGGGUGCAGUUCGCCGGAGCGAAGGAGUGAUGGAUACCUGAGCUCUGACCACGAAGACUCCUCUUCAGCAGACUUUAACUACAACACAGAUGGCUAUGAGGGGGAUGCUACGGAAGAUGGCAAGUCCCAGGAUGGCUCUGAGACACUGCCCUAUAUAGAUGAAUCUCCCACCAUGUCACCCCAGCUGUGCGCCUCUCAAGGGCCACCACCAGAGGGCCUCCUGCCUGGGGGAGAAAUAGAGAAAGGGCUAGAGAUGAAGAAACUGGUGCUGUCUGGCUUCCUGACUAGUGAGGAGAUCUACAUUAACCAGCUGGAGGCCCUGCUACUGCCCAUGCGCCCUCUGAAGGCCGCAGCCACCUCGUCCCAGCCCGUCCUGACCAUGCAGCAGAUAGAAACCAUCUUCUACAAAAUCCAGGACAUCUUUGAGAUCCACAAAGAGUUCUACGACACCAUCUUACCCAUCAUACAGCAGUGGGAUGAAAAGGUCACUGUGGGUCACCUAUUCCAGAAGCUGGCCAGUCAGCUGGGAAUCUACAAGGCCUUUUUGGACAACUACAAGACUGCAGUGGAGACGGUGGACAAAUGCAGCCAAGCCAACCUCCAGUUCCAGAACAUAUCCGAGCUCUCCUUUAUAAGCCGAUUGACCGCGUCACCCGUAGCACUCUGGUCCUUCAUGACCUGCUGAAACACACGCCCAAGGACCAUCCCGACUUCCCCCUCCUGCAAGACGCACUGCGGAUUUCUCAGAACUUCCUCAAUUCUAUCAAUGAGGAGAUUGAUCCUCGCAGGACCGCCGUCACGACUCCCAAAGGAGAGGCCCGUCAGCUGGUGAAGGAUGGAUUUCUUGUGGAGGUGUCGGAAAGCUCCAGGAAGCUGCGACACGUCUUUCUCUUCACUGAUCUUCUUCUCUGUGCCAAGAUGAAGAAGACGGCUGUGGGUCGCCAUCAGCAGUAUGAGUGCAAGUGGUACAUCCCUCUGGCGGAUUUGAUGUUCCAAACCCUGGACGACUCAGAUUCUUGUCCAAGCAUCCAAGUCCUGCCAGAACAUGAGAUCGAAGAGAUGAAGAUGAAGAUAUCGGUUUUAAAGAACGAAAUACAAAAAGAGAAGAAAGCACCGAAGGGUCAGAACCGCGUAGAGCGUCUCAGGAAGAAGAUGAACGAGCAGGAGUCCUGGCUGCUUCUGCACUCCCCCACUAUCCCCUUCCGCAUCUACAACAAACACGGAAAGAGCUAUCUCUUCCUCCUCUCUUCUGACUAUGAGAGGUCAGAGUGGAGGGAAAGUGUCCAGAAACUCCAGAAAAAAGAUCUCCAGGGGUGUGUAUUAAGUUCUGUGGAGCUCCAGGUCCUGACCAGCUCUUGUUUCAAACUCCGAACAGUCCACAACAUUCCUGUCACUACUAACAAAGAUGAUGAAGAGACUCCUGGCCUGUACGGCUUCCUGCAUGUGAUCGUCCACUCUGCCAAGGGAUUCAAAGAGUCAGCCAAUUUAUACUGCACGCUUGAAGUGGAUUCGUUUGGGUACUUUGUGAGCAAAGCCAAGACCCGAGUCUUCAGAGACACCACAGAGCCUCAGUGGAACGAAGAGUUUGAGAUUGAGCUGGAGGGAUCCCAGUACCUGCGGAUCCUGUGCUAUGAGAAGUGUUUUGACAAAAGCAUGCUCAAUAAGGACGACAACGAGAUUGUGGACAAGAUCAAGGGGAAAGGACAAGUCCAGCUGGAUCCACAGACGGUUCAGUCCAAGAACUGGCACAUGGACGUCAUAGAGAUGAAUGGGAUCAAAGUUGAGUUCUCGAUGAAGUUUACAAGUCGGGACCUCAGCUUGAAAAGAACGCCGUCCAAAAAGCAGAGCGGGGUGUUUGGAGUCAAAAUCAAUGUGGUUACGAAGCGCGAGCGCUCCAAGGUGCCUUACAUCGUUCGUCAGUGCAUUGAGGAGGUGGAGAAGAGGGGGAUCGAUGAAGUGGGAAUCUAUAGGAUCUCGGGGGUGGCCACUGACAUCCAGGCCCUCAAAUUAGCAUUUGACACAAAUACCAAAGACAUCCUGGUGAUGCUGAGUGACAUGGACAUUAACGCCAUCGCUGGAACACUCAAGCUGUACUUCAGGGAGCUGCCGGAGCCUCUGCUCACCGACCGCCUUUAUCCAGCCUUCAUGGAGGGCAUAGCUCUCUCAGACCCAGCAGCCAAGGAGAACUGUAUGAUGCACCUCCUGCGGUCUCUGCCCGACCCAAACCUCAUGACCUUCCUAACUCUACUGGAGCACCUCAAACGGGUUGCUGAGAAGGAGCCCAUCAACAAGAUGUCCCUCCAUAAUCUGGCCACCGUGUUUGGCCCCACCCUGCUCAGACCCUCAGAGUUGGAGAGCACGAAGGGACAACACAUCACAUCCGCCUCCGACAUCUGGUCACAUGACGUGAUGGCGCAGGUCCAGGUUCUUCUCUAUUAUCUGCAGCAUCCUCCCAUCUCCUUUGCCGAACUCAAACGCAACACGCUGUACUUCUCCACUGAUGUUUAAUCCUCAGCCGUGCCCCCUUAAACCUUCACCCCGACUCUAAACUGGACCCCAGUUACCAGUGCUCCCACCUCGUCUCUCAUUCCAGCUGGCAGCUCGUCUCAACCGCCCCCAGAGACGCCCUCCUUCAUCAAGAUGAGCAGCCUCUCUGGGAGCACGCUGGAAAGUGUUUAAGGGGGCGGCGGGAGUCCAGUAGCCACAGCCUGGUGCGAUGGCUCAGGACACGCUGUCUAGCAAGCCUCGUUUGAGUCACAAAUGCAUCGACUCCAAGUCCAACUUUUGUUUCCUGCUCAGAGGCAUUCCAGAAAAAUGGCAUUUACAUGUUUAAUAAUGAUGUCCACCAUCUGUUUAUGUUUUGUUUGUUUGAGUUUUUGGGCUUUGUGUGUGUGGUGGAGAAGGUCAGUAAGACAGUGUGGAUGUAUUUGAUCAAGUGUGUGUCUUUAAGGGACUAAAAUAAGCUUGUCAUCCUGAGAAAAGGCAAGGAUUGCAUCUCUCCCUGUGGUGGGACGAGAGUGGACAGUCCUCCUCACCGAGUCUCGGCCAAAUUAGCCCUAUUUAUUUCAAAUAUAAAUAUAUAAUGUGUCUGCCUGUACAGUUUUGUGCAACUUAGAAAGUGCUCUGAGGAGUUUUUAUUUUUAUUUUUUGAAGUUUAGAUGUUUUAGUCUGAUUUUCUUAUUUGCCAUGCUUGAUUGGUAAGCUGUGCUGCAAUGAUCACGAAUAAGUCCGUCAGUUACUUUCAGAUCACUUUAUAGACGUGUGAGGGCACUCGGGGACUUGUGGGGACACGAUGAACAACUAGCUUUCUUUUUCUUCUUGCAUUUCACGCCUGUUCCAAGUGUUACUGCACCAGUUCUAUCUGUAGGAUAACUUCUUUUUUCAACUUGCCCUCAUUGCAUGUUCAGCUUGUUGAUAAAUCCAGGUCAGAGUUAGGUUGUUUAUGCAACGGCCUCGCUAAUGCACAACGGGGGGGGGGGACAGAAGAAAAUCUGCUCAGUUCAAAGCUAACCUUCCUGCUAUCAAGCCUGCAACAUAUCUCAAGAAACUGCAAGCACUGCUAGAUGAUUUGAUAUUUUUAAUAUAAGAAUAAAACUGUUGUAUUUUACUUCCUUUGAGAAAAGUUUCAAUAUGCUGUAAUAUGGAGACUAAAUGUUAAUGUGGACUUUUUCUCCUUUUUUUUUUUUUGUAAAAUA